Molecule: messenger RNA, 1248 nt
Organism: Tetrahymena thermophila SB210
Lineage: Eukaryota; Ciliophora; Oligohymenophorea; Hymenostomatida; Tetrahymenidae
Product: glutathione S-transferase, amine-terminal domain protein
Exons: 1
Source: RefSeq, a predicted model, not a curated record
AUGAAUUCGUUAAGCUGUGAUCUAUGUUUACCAAACUUUUAUUACAAUGAGAAAAAUAGUUAAGUACAUGUUGAUAGGAAUUAAGUACCUGUUUGCAUUGAAUGCCCACAAGGAUCAGGGACUAAUCAAGCAAAUAUAGAUAAUUUUUAAAUUUCUAGUUGUAGUAUUUGCUUACAAAAUUAUUAUAUGACAAAUCCUUCUUCUUAGUCACCCACUCUAAAUUCUGCAUAAUGUCUACCGUGCCCUAAUGGAACUCUUAGUUCUGGAGCUUAAACAGUUGAUCAAUCUGUAUGCAACUCUUGUGCAAUAAAUUAUUAUAUGGCUUAAAGCUCAAUAGCUGCUUCAUAAAAUAAUAAUAAUUAAGGAGUGGCUGCUUAAUGUUUAGUUUGUCCAUAAGGAAGUGGUACUUUAGAAGAUUUAAAUAUUUAAGGUGAUAUUUCUCAGUGUUCAAUAUGCUUAGAGAACUAUUUUAUGGUAUCUCCUGCAAUUUAGUCAGCUUAAGGAAUAUAACCAUCUGCUGCAUAAUGUAUCUCUUGCCCUAAUAAUUCUUAUAACCCUAAAAAUUCUUAAUAAGGAUAUUGUACUUGCUAUGAUUCAAAUGCAACUCCUUUAUCAUCUUAAGUCUAAUCAUGCAACUGCAAAAAUGGCUAUUAUGGAAGUGUUGCUACUUCUUAAAAUGCUCCAUCAGGUUGUUUUCCUUGUCCCUAAGGGUAGUAUUCUAAUAGUUAAACACAGCAUAACUGCCAAACAUGUCCUUCUAAAUUUGUGACUAACUUAGAUUAAAGCGGUUGCGUUUGUAAUGUAGCAGGCCUUGGUGUAAUUUUGGACUAAUCAACAAAUAAUUGUACAUGUAAAAAUGGUUAUCAAGAAGACAUUUCAAGUCUUUCUGGCUGCUCUUCUUGUCCAUAAGGUUUUUAUUCUAAUAGUUCUACUUCUUUUAAAUGUAUAUCUUGCCCUUCUGGAUCUUAAACAAAUAAUGAUUAAAGUAAUUGUAUUUGUAAUGAUAAUAGCUUAGCAGUAUAUUUUGAUCCUAUUAGCAUAUCUUGUAAAUGCUAGAAAGAUUAUUUUGGAAAUCCUUCAUAAGCUACUCUAGCUACUAUUGGAUCUUGUACUCCAUGCCCUACAAAAUUUUAAGCUACCUUCUCUUAAAAUGAAAUAAUGAAAUCUUAGUGUGUAUUUUCUACAUUUUAAAAUUUCAUUUCAUUUAGCUUAGUGCUAGCUGCUAUACAACUAUGUAUUCUGUUAUGA